CUCUAACCUCAGUGAGGUGUUAUAGUGCUGUUUAAAGUGCCAAUUCAACCAGAUUAAAUUAUUUUAGCGACUUGAAACCUUUGGUAUCGUAUUAAACAUACUUUUUUAUACCUACUGAACAAUUUUUAUCCGAAUCCGACAUCGAGAAGUAAUUUUUUUUCGACGAUUAGUGCGACGGUAUUUCACGAUGGUUUAUGUAGGCGAUACAGCGUUGCCGGUGUAUGCUGGCGCGUAGUUGCCGGCUCUCCGUGCCGCACUCUCGGCUGUUUUAGCCGACUAGAUAAAACGCAAACUUGGCCUAUCGCGUUCUUGCUUCGUAGGAGAGAUAUUCUUGGAAAAUGACGCAAAAACUUAAAAGCGAUAACAAACUACUCGUUAAGGAUGUAAAUCCUUAUUUAACGUGUCCACUAUGCGAUGGUUAUCUUAUAGAUGCCACGAAGUUGGUUGAUUGUUUGCACACCUUUUGCAAAGGUUGCAUCUUAAAAAACUUUGAAAACAAAAUGUGCCCCAUCUGCAACACGGACUACAAGAAGAAAACACAGUGUUUCAGAUCUGAUCACCAAUUGCAAACCCUCAUAUACAAACUGGUACCGAGCUUGUACAACAAAGAAAUACAAAGCAAAAAAGAAUUUUAUAGGUCGACAACGGUGAGAGCUAGCAGUUCCUGUUCGGAUGACAGCGUUAUAGAACGCGAAAAAUCCAAUGUGCAAGAGGAGGAAACGAUCUUAAAAGAAGUAGGUGAUAAGACUAAAUUCCUGAGUCCCGAGGACCCUAUAUCACUAUCACUAGAGUACUACCAAAUCCAUCUGGACACCACAGACCCAAAUAGUGACCCGCGUAAACAAAAAAACAUUACGGACGCGAAAAACAGUGAUUUAACUGCCGGUCAGUUGAAUGACAGUAAAAAGGGUGAACUAGCGAAAAAUAGUGACAGUGAUUCGGUGAAAAAGAACAAUUGUGAUAAAAGGUACUUAAGUUGCCUUGCUGGGGUCACCAUGAGGCACCUCCAGAAGUUCAUACGGAUGAAAUUCGCCUUGACGGCAGACCACAGGGUUGAUAUUAUCUAUAAAGGGGAAGUGCUUCAAGAUUCCUACAGUCUUAUGGACGUGGCCUAUAUUUUCCACUGGACUAAGGCGAAACCCAUGCGUUUCUUCUACAGAAUUUUUACUCCUAUGAAAGUAAGACCGAUUAAAAUCGUUAAUACUACUUUGAGUACGGGUGGUAAGCAACUACAAAUCGUACCGGUGAAACCAAACUCUGAUAAAAAUGUAGUGGAAAAGAUGAGUCAGAAGGAAUUUGAUGCAGAAGAAGAAGAAAGGAAGAAAAAGAAGGAGGAGUUAAUGACGCAGCUUCAGCUGCAGAGUAAGAGUAAGGUUGUGGAGGGUAAGAAGAAAGAUGAGUGUGUUUUUGAUUACCAUGAGACUGACGAGGAGAUUAAGAAGUUUGCUGAGAAUAGAGACAGAGAGUGGGCGUUGCAGAAGAAGUUAGAUGAGAGUAAGGAAGAUCACCAUAUAAGUAAAAAGAGAAAGAAAAAUAAACAUUCAAAGAACGAUUUAAUGCAUAAAAAGCGUAAAUUACACGCUGAGAAGAUCAAUAAUGAUGACGAUUUACUAAAGUUAAAGGUUAAGCUAACAAAUGGGCAUAAACACAAACAUCAUAGGAGUUUGGAUAAGAAUUUUAACCAAUCUGAGUUGUCAAAUAAAGAAAAGUUGCUGCAAAUGAGGCAGGUAAGGCAUAAGGCGGCCAUACCGGAAGAAAAAGCCUUGAAAUUACCGGAAAAAGCCCUGAAAUUACCGGAAAAAGCCUUGAAAUUACCGGAAAAAGCCUUGAAAUUACCAGAAAAAGCCUUGAAAUUACCGGAAAAAGCCUUAAAAUUACCAGAGAAAGCCAUUGAAAAAUCGGAAUUGAAAGUUGAAAUAUCAAGACUUAAUAAUGAAGCUAAAAAUGUUGCUACACCCGUCAAAAAGGUUGAGAAUGUUAAAUCUACUUUUAUAAAAGACUUCCAAAGUUUUGCUGAGAAAUAUAACAAGGCCACGACUGAAAAAAUCGUUCCGAAAGAUGUAAAGACAGUAAACAAAUCCUUAGAUCAAAAAAUCGCAAAUUUAAAGCAACGCUGUACUAUAGAACCUAAAUUAACCCAAAUAACCGCACAAAAAGUCGAGAAAAAGGUUACCUUCACCGAAAAAACAAAUGUACUCAGCUCUGGAUACCCCGCAGGCUUUACGGUGAGCAAAAUCGACCAAGGUGUCAAACGGAAAGCUGAUACCGAGGUAAAAAUCGAUAAGCGACCAAGUUUGGAGAUAACCUUAAUAAACCCAAGCCCACCGACGACACCAAUUCUGCAAACCGUAGAAAAGAUGGCCGUCAAGCGACCCCCACCCGCCACCAUACCAUUGGAUCGCAUUAAAAAGUCUGUAAACAUAAAAAACACAGGUCUAAGCAUCAUACCCAAGUUGGACAAGUGUGACAACAUAGGCGCUCUGGAUCUAUCAAAUCACAAAACAAAAGAAAACGGCACAUCAACAAAAAGUGAGGUUAAAACCGUUAUGCAGCUGUCAAACUUGCAAAUGCUCUCCAAAGUGGCAACAGAGCAUAAAGCAGUGGCAACAACGCCUCAAAAUAAGGUUAAACCUCAAAUUCCCAACCUACAAACUUUAAAAAUUCCCCAGAUGAAUGCCAUGUUACUGAAAAACGCGCAAAAAAUGCCGAAAUUGCACGAAAUUAAAUUUCGACCCCAACAAAAUCAACAAAUCCGAAAUUUUAGACCCAACCAAAAUCAAAACAUCCGCAACAUACCCAACCCAAGCCUACUUAUAAAACAGCAGAAUCAAAGGUUGAACUCCUUUAACAAUACAACGCCAAGUUCCAACGAAAAAAGUGAGGUAAAACUUUCCAAACCGGUGGUAGAGGCGAAAAUCUGCGAAAAAAAUGAAAUUUCUGUCUGAUCUUUUGACAAAUAAAUUCCCUUAAUCGAUUGUGUAAAUAUCGCAUACAGGUUGCUUGAUAAACCCCGUAUAUCACUUGUUUUGCGUGCGAUUUAAAUGUUUAAAAAAAACAAUUAAAUUAUUUAAUAUUUAUUACAAAAUUAUAUAGUUGGAUAGUUUUUAACGCGUUUAUUUUGUUAUCUUGACAUUUGGUGUUUAUAACUUUCAUAAUUUCAUAACUUUCAUAAUUUUUUUAUCGAUUUUGAUUUUUCAAAAAAACACUUUGACCGCGAGAAUUUUGGAACUGUGAUAAACGAUCAGUGUCGUCAUUAUCGUUAGUAACGAUGAAACGUGUUUUAGAAGACGUUAAAUCGCUAUGGCAACUAAACACGUCGACGCUCUUAUCGCUCUAACAUACUUGCGGCCUAAUGCCUAAUACCCUAAUUAUUAUUCUUUAAAAAUAUCCAAAAAAAAUAAAAUUAUCAAAAUUCGUUUGUCAGAUAUUUCCAAGUCUAAAAUAACACCUAUUUAUUUUAUGUGGAUUAUCUCAAAAACCUAUAUAGGUAUUUUACAUUAUCUUAAAGUAGACAACAUGUUUUCUUAUAUUUUAAAAAUCGCCCAGAAAACAUCAAAGAUAAUAUUAAUUUAGUUUUUAUUGAAGAGUUUCACUUUAUUUGAUAUUUCUUGUAACUUCUCACAACUCUGUAUAAUUAUGUUCCUGAUAUUUUGUUAGUUGUUAUUUGUUUUUAAUUUCGUCACUUUAUUAACGCAAUAUUGUAUAUAAUACUCUUUAAAACAAUUAAAUAUUAAUGUAUAUAUAUAUUUUUGUUAUUAUUUAAAAAUGGUUUUAAAUUUGUAUAUAGGAAAUAUUAAAAAAAGUACUAAAAUUAGAUGGAAUAGAUUUACCUAUAGACUGUCUUUUA
Molecule: messenger RNA, 3847 nt
Organism: Brassicogethes aeneus
Lineage: Eukaryota; Metazoa; Arthropoda; Insecta; Coleoptera; Nitidulidae
Source: the annotation of a GenBank genome assembly